AUGUCAGAUCCGUUUUCAAUUAAUGGGGGAGCAGCCGUUGCUAUGAUUGGAAAAGAAUGUAUAGCAAUUGCAAGUGAUUUAAGAUUAGGACAACAAUCACUUGGAGUUUCAAAUAAUUUUGAAAAAAUUUUUGAGAUUUCACCUAAAACUUAUUUAGGAUUAACAGGAUUAGCAAGUGAUGUAUUAACAUUAAAAGAAUUAUUUCGAUUUAAAACAAAUUUAUAUAAAUUACGAGAAGAUCAUUCAAUUGAACCUUCAACUUUAGCAAAUUUAAUUAGUUCAAGUUUAUAUGAACGUAGAUUUGGUCCUUGGUUUGUUAGUCCAAUAGUUGCUGGUUUAGAUAGUAAAACAAAUAAACCUUUUAUUUGUGGUUUUGAUUCAAUUGGUUGUAUUGAUUAUAGUCAUGAUUUUAUUGUUUCUGGUACUGCAAGUGAUCAAUUAUAUGGGAUGUGUGAAAGUUUAUAUGAACCUAAUUUAGAACCUGAAGAAUUAUUUGAAACUAUUAGUCAAGCUUUAUUGAAUGCUGUUGAUAGAGAUGCUUUGAGUGGUUGGGGUGCUGUGGUUUAUAUCAUUACUAAAGAUAAAGUUACCAAAAGAGUAUUGAAAACUAGACAAGAUUAA
Molecule: messenger RNA, 621 nt
Organism: Candida tropicalis MYA-3404
Lineage: Eukaryota; Fungi; Ascomycota; Pichiomycetes; Serinales; Debaryomycetaceae
Gene: PUP3
Product: proteasome core particle subunit beta 3
Exons: 1
Coding region: 1-621 (206 amino acids)
Biological process (GO): proteasome-mediated ubiquitin-dependent protein catabolic process
Cellular component (GO): proteasome core complex, beta-subunit complex; proteasome core complex
Source: RefSeq, a predicted model, not a curated record